Messenger RNA from Penicillium brevicompactum, 336 nucleotides. RefSeq lists its product as uncharacterized. The record is from RefSeq and is a predicted model, not a curated record. The transcript has a single exon. NCBI's taxonomy places the organism in Eukaryota, Fungi, Ascomycota, Eurotiomycetes, Eurotiales, Aspergillaceae. Bases 1 to 336 code for a protein of 111 amino acids.
AUGAACAUCUGUAACAACAUUCAACUUAUCAUCCGGCUCAUUCUCUUGGCAUAUCUCUGCGCCGCGAACACCAUCGAACUCUACGUUGUCAAAAAACACCGUAAUAUCGCAGUUCCGCUCUUGGUGAACAUCGUUUGCUCCCUCUACCUCCUGUUCGCCGAAGUGAUCAUGUCUCGUCCUCAACGCAGUCAGCGCACCGUGCGCCACGUGGAAGACUCCACGAUCGUAAAUUCCGAGGGCCGAGUUAGGCGCGGCGGCGUGAUAAUAACUGAAUCUUCGGGCUCGGUAAACACUACACUAUUUUUGAUGCGUGAGACGCGAGUCAUCCAGACUUAG